Molecule: messenger RNA, 826 nt
Organism: Aedes aegypti (yellow fever mosquito)
Lineage: Eukaryota; Metazoa; Arthropoda; Insecta; Diptera; Culicidae
Exons: 2
Coding region: 158-547 (129 amino acids)
Source: RefSeq, a predicted model, not a curated record
GCUUCGUUCCGCUUAUCAAACUGCGCCCGAAAGACGGGUAGACGAGAGCUCUUCAAUAGGGCAAUAAUAACAAUCAAUUCGCAACCAACCAGCCAACAAACCCGCAGUCAAGGGCUUUCGCUUCGCCAAUUUAUCGCGCAAUAGUGCAGAAAUAGAAAUGACGCUUCGGGAAAACUCCUCCGGCCACGAGAUACCGCCGAGCCGGAAGUACUCUGUGUCGCACUCCGGACGGUUCAAAUCGCGACCGAAGAUUCGGCCAUCGCUCAGUGGAGACGUAUUCCGACCGGAACCGCAGGUCAACGCUGGCGGAACCGUACCCGAUUCAGAAUUCAACCGAACCGAAGAGAAGACACUCUCCGCAGAAGAGGAUAUUGUCGUUCAAAGAGCGGUUGAACAACUGGACAGCAUCAUUGGUGAUUGUGAUGCGGAGAAUCCCCCUACUCAGAAGACAACGCGUCAACCACAUGGACGCCGUCCCUCGAGUCAUGCUUUCCAGCAAAAACAGCAUCAGCAAUCGACGAGGGAGAUUCUGGAAACGUCCUUGUGAGAGAUCAUGGUUCAAUUGACUUAAGAUUAACUUCAGAAGCAAAAGAACCGAGAUGACCGAUACAAACUAUAGCUUAUCUGUGAUGUAAUGUGUAUGUGUUUUAGAGGACUUUGUUUGCACCAAGCUUCCACAAUUAAUUACUCUGGGGUUUUUGAAAUGGGUUGUGGUUGUAGUGUUUACUUAAGGUACCUGUAAGUGUUUGAUUAGUAUAGGAAUAUUUGUCUGAGCACUUUAAAUAUGUUGAAUAAACAGUGAUUUAAUAGUUAUGAAAUGAUUGAA